AUGUCUGAUAUUCCUGCUGAAGACAUUUGGCGUGGAGAUACGGCGGUUAGCAAUGCUGGAAAAAAAAGAGGUCGUGGGAAAGGAAGUGGAAAAAAAGUUGCGAAGGAUCUCAACAAAGGGCAAACUAUUGGAUUUGGAAAAAACUGUCGGAUAUGGCCUGGAUUAAAUUCACCUAUAAUGCGUGGAAAUGAUCUCAUUCAUCAGCAGAAACCUGUCGAAAACUUAGAUAGAGAAAACGGAAUAAUGAAAUUACGUGAUUCAAUGGGAAAUUUUAGGUUGACAAAGUUAAAUCCGAUAGAUCGAGGUUGGUCUGGAAGUAAAAUGCCUGGACGAAGUAUUGGACAGCCUGAUUCAGUUGGAGAGGAAGAGUUUAAAUCAUUUGAUACUCGAGUCUUAGAAAACAAAAUUGUGUUUAUUAUGAAAGGAAAUAUGGGAAGGAAACGUAGAUAUUCUGUCUUAUCGGUCACAGGAAAUGGUAAUGGCUUAGCCGGAUUUGCUACUGCUAAAGCUCCAGAAGCUCGAACGGCUCUUCGAAAGUCGAAAAAUCGGGCAGGACAAAAACUAAUCAAUGUAAGCCUUUGUGAAAAUAGGACUAUUUAUCAUGAUUUUCGUUCUGAUUUUGGAAAAACGAAAAUUUAUUGUUUUUAAAAGCCUGAUGGAUAUGGCUUAGUUUGCCAUCGGGCCAUACAAACAAUUUGUAAAGUUAUAGGUAUAAAAGAUUUGUAUGCCAAAAUUGAGGGUUCCACAAACCUAAGAAUUAUUGUAAAAGCAUUUUUUAUUGGUUUAAUGACACAAAGGCCUUAUCAAAAUAUUGCUAAUGAAACCAAUUUCAACAUUGUUCAACAGCAAAAUGCAAGAAAUAGAUUCACUGAAGUUAAAGGAAUGCCGUUCUUAAAUUCAAUUUAA
Molecule: messenger RNA, 906 nt
Organism: Drosophila biarmipes
Lineage: Eukaryota; Metazoa; Arthropoda; Insecta; Diptera; Drosophilidae
Product: 28S ribosomal protein S5, mitochondrial
Biological process (GO): translation
Cellular component (GO): ribosome
Molecular function (GO): structural constituent of ribosome; RNA binding
Source: RefSeq, a predicted model, not a curated record